GAGCUGGAUGACAUGAUGCUGCAAAGUCCGCUCACCUCCACGCCGUUUUCUGUCAAGGAUAUCCUCAAGCUGGAGCAGCAACAGCAGCAGCAGCAGCAGUCCGGGUCCCUGGAGCUCCAGCACCGGGCCCAUACCCAGCAGCAGCUCACUGGGUCUCCUCCCCACCAGCAGCAGCAUUUCCAAACACCGCCCUCCUGCAUGCUCGCAGGAGCCCGGGACAGCCCUUCCUUCUCGGACGGAGAGGACAACCUGGCCUAUCUCAGCGCGCUGGCGGUACGGGAGGAGGACCGAGGGGAGACCAGCCUGUCCCCGGACAUGUACGUCCAUCCCGGCCUGCAGGGAGCCAAGCUGGAGGCCGCCGAGCUGGAGGAGCAGAAGAGCAAGAGCUGUGGGUUGGUGUCCCGGGAUGAGGCAUCAGAGAGCGGGCAGGGCGACUCGGAGCGGCCGGUGCAGAAGCAGAGGAGCCGGCGGAGACCCCGGGUGCUCUUCUCCCAGGCGCAGGUCUUCGAGCUGGAGCGGCGUUUCAAGCAGCAGCGCUACCUGUCCGCGCCGGAGCGGGAGCACCUGGCGACGACCCUCAAACUCACCUCGAACCAGGUGAAGAUCUGGUUCCAGAACCGCCGCUACAAGUGCAAACGGCAGCGGCAGGACAAGUCUCUGGAGGCGGCGGGGCAGCACCACCCUCCGCCGCCCCGGCGCGUCGCGGUGCCGGUGCUGGUCCGAGACGGCAAGCCGUGUCUGGGGGGUGCGCAGAGCUACGCCGCCGCUGCCCCAUACGGAUCCAACCCGUACAGUUAUAACGGAUACCAGGCGUACACAUACAACAGCCCCGCUUACAACUCCAACUACAGCUGCACGUACACCAGCCUGCCUGCCCUCCCUCCGUCCAGCACCUCGAACGCCUUCAUGAACAUGAACUUGGGGAAUGUGAGCGGCCUCGGCGGCUCCCCACAGGCCCAAACACAUCAAGGGACAGCGGUCACAUCCUGCCAGGGCUCCCUGCAGGGGAUCCGGGCCUGGUAG
Molecule: messenger RNA, 1023 nt
Organism: Centropristis striata (black sea bass)
Lineage: Eukaryota; Metazoa; Chordata; Actinopteri; Perciformes; Serranidae
Product: homeobox protein Nkx-2.3-like
Exons: 2
Coding region: 13-1023 (336 amino acids)
Biological process (GO): cell differentiation; regulation of transcription by RNA polymerase II
Cellular component (GO): nucleus
Molecular function (GO): DNA-binding transcription factor activity, RNA polymerase II-specific; RNA polymerase II cis-regulatory region sequence-specific DNA binding
Source: RefSeq, a predicted model, not a curated record